ACACUUCCGGGCCGAAUAUCUACUUCCAGUCCCGAAACAACAUUGGAGAAGAGCAUUUCAUUAAACUUCUGUGCUACUCAGUAGCGGAAUCUUGUUAUCCCGAACAGGGAAGUGGAGGUAUGGCAUUUCUACCUAAAGAAUAGAGCCAGAUGAUUACCUGUAAAUGGUGCUGCUUUAUUAACUGAUCAUGUGAUCCAGAGUGUUUGCCUGAAUGUUGCCUUUUGCAAACAGAGGAUUCUGCCCACAGUAGGCAUCAUCUGCACAUAAUGGAGAGAAAAUAGUUCCAUGUUUAAGCCAGUUUGGAUAAGCAUGGCCUUUCUGGACAACCCUUCAAUUAUCCUGGCUCAUAUACGUCAGUCGCAUGUCACUAGUGAUGACACAGGAAUGUGUGAAUUGGUCCUAAUAGAUCAUGAUGUAGAUUUGGAGAAACAAUAUGUAUCAUCAGCAGUAGCAGAGGACUCUGCAUCUGAAAAUCAUGGUGAAACUAAAACUGGCCAUCAUUUUUUAUAUUCCCAAUCUGUUGAUAUUACCUCAAGCUGGGAUUUUGGUAUCCGAAGACGCUCAAACACCGCUCAAAGACUAGAACGCUUACGAAAAGAAAGGCAGAACCAGAUAAAAUGCAAAAACAUUCAGUGGAAAGACAGGACUCUAACACGUUCAGCAGAAGAUUUUAGUUCACUGUUUGACAAAAAAGAUUUCAGGGCAAAUCGUUUACAUACUGGAAAGCCAUCUAUGUUAACUCUUCGUCUUGAGCAGUGUCCCCUGCAACUAAAUAAUCCUUUUAAUGAGUACUCAAAAUUUGAUGGAAAGGGCCAUAUUGGUACAACAGCGACUAAAAAAAUUGAAGUCUACCUUUCGAUGCAAACAGGCCAAGACAAAAUCUUGCCAAUGACUGUGGUGACUAUGGCAAAUGCAAGAGUGCUUGACUUAAUCGGGUUGAUAUGUUGGCAGUACACAAGUGAAGGACGAGAACCUAAACUAAACGAAAAUGUGGAUGCUUACUGUCUUCAUAUUGCUGAAGAUGAUGGUGAGGUUGAUACAGACUUUCCACCAUUAGAUUCAAAUGAACCAAUUCAUAAGUUUGGAUUCAGCACUCUGGCGCUGGUUGAGAAGUAUGCUUCACCUGGCUUGGCUACAAAGCAGUCACUCUUUGUUCGCAUAAAUGCAGCUCAUGGAUUCUCUCUAAUUCAGGUGGACAACAUGAAUGUUUCCAUGAAAGAUAUCCUUCAGAAGGCUUUGAAAAGAAGGAAAGGAUCACAGAAGGGUACUGGACCCCAGUAUCGCUUGGAGAAACAAAGUGAGCCAAAUGUCCCAGUAGACUUGGAUUGUGUAUUAGAGAGCCAGAACACUUUGGAAUUUUGCCUUGUUCGAGAAAACAGCUCAAGAAGUGAUGAUUUUUCUGAAGAGGAUCCCCCGAUAGACAUUGCUACAGUGCAAGACAUGCUAAGCAGUCAUCAGUAUAAAUCAUUCAAGGUCAGCAUGAUCCACAGACUACGCUUUACCACAGAUGUUCAGUUAGGUAUUUCUGGAGAGAAAGUUGAGAUAGAUCCUGUCACUAGUCAGAAGGCCAGCACCAAGUUUUGGAUUAAACAGAAACCUAUUUCUCUUGAUUCUGACUUACUGUGCACUUGUGACCUUGUGGAAGAAAAAAGUCCAAGUCAUGCAAUAUUUAAACUCACAUAUCUGAGUAAUCACGACUAUAAACAUCUCUACUUUGAAUCAGAUGCUGCUACAAUCAAUGAGAUUGUAUUGAAGGUGAAUUACAUUCUUGAAUCACGAGCAAGCACAGCACGUGCAGACUAUUUUGCUCAGAAACUAAGGAAACUGAGCAGGAGAACAAGCUUCAGCUUCCAGAAGGAGAAGAAAUCAGGGCAACAAUAAUGUUUAGCCUGAAGCAAAAACUGAAUGAUUCCAAGGAGUACUAACAGCAUCUCCACAGAUUGGAACUGUUGGAAGUCAGAAGUACAGCAAUAUGCCAAGAGCUAACAAUGUGAGCAAAUCAGAAGCAAGUUGUCCUUCUGUGAGUUCAUUUGUGCACUCUCUGUGAUGGGAUGUUGGAUGCAUUGACUUAUCUGUAAUAUUAUAUUUGAAUAGCCAUAUCAGAACUAAGGGUGCCUUCUUACCUGAGGAUCCCUUAAGCCUAGGCUUGUGAGCACAGGCUGAUUGGACCCAUUAAAAUAAACAAUCAAGUGAAAAAUGUAUGCCUCACUGCCUGAAAAUACACUUAUUAAGGUAUUGUUUGUGAAAUGGUCAUUAAAGAUGUCAUGUGGGUAAACUGCCUCAAACUGUAUUCUUAACAAAAAAAAAGUGUAGUUUUGGAAGGCUCAUGUGAUCGCUGGUAACUGCAUGAAAGUUGUCCAUUGAUGCAUAUGCUAGAAUGUCAGUUUAUUUUUCUUUAAUUAUUUUGUGAGAAUGGCUCAGAUACAGUAUGUUUUAGCCACGUUGUUACCCAUCUGUUACAUUCCUCCUUUAUGGACUCAUGAAAUAGUUGCAGUUCGUCCAUCUGCAUAUGUUGAAUUACACUCUGAAUCCACUCAUUUGAGUUCAAACCCUAGAAAGUAAAGCUCAUAUUUUGUUUUGCAUAAUGACUGCAAAUAAAAGAUUCUGAGAGGGUGAGAAGGAAGCAAAAAGUUCACUUGGCCACUGCUUCAUUAAAACCUUUAGAAGACCACCAGUGGAGACUUCACAGAAUACAAGGAUCAUUUCAGUCUACAAAGGAGCUGUUACUAUUCUGCUUCUUAAACACAUCACCUCAGGAUACGUAAUCUACCUAGAACUGCUUUCACUGACACUGAAUUGAAUGGAGCUUGUGAAAACAGAACUGUACUGAGGAAGAUAUUUUGGAAGAGAAUUAACACCCAUUCAGUUCAGGUUGUAAUUUUAACUUGGUGUAUUUUAGUCAUUAUUAAUAGUGUUGCUUCAAAAGACAGCAUUCCCAGUUUCAUAUGAAAUAUUUUUGGGAAGCUUCAGUGAAUGCCAAGCCCCAUGGAGACCUGCAACAGAUUUGACCGUCCUUUCAUUAAACUAUUGUAACUUAAAGUACAGUUUUGCUUUUAGGUGGUUAUUAAAGAAGCUUUUGUAUGUUUCUUUUUGAACCUAAUCUUCCACCUUUGUAUUUAAGAAUACAUUCAUUCUUUUUCCUUGACAGGAUACACAUUUUUUUAUGAACAGUAAAGCCUUUUUACUGUCACCUGUGAAUGACCUGAAUUGUACCUGCGGAUGAGCUAC
This is a messenger RNA of Protopterus annectens (West African lungfish), 3228 nucleotides long. RefSeq names its product MAPK associated protein 1 (gene MAPKAP1). The record is from RefSeq and is a predicted model, not a curated record. Gene Ontology annotation, molecular function: phosphatidylinositol-4,5-bisphosphate binding. Lineage: Eukaryota; Metazoa; Chordata; Ceratodontiformes; Protopteridae. Gene Ontology annotation, cellular component: TORC2 complex; cytoplasm; plasma membrane. Gene Ontology annotation, biological process: TORC2 signaling.